Molecule: messenger RNA, 1750 nt
Organism: Eupeodes corollae
Lineage: Eukaryota; Metazoa; Arthropoda; Insecta; Diptera; Syrphidae
Product: tektin-3
Exons: 6
Coding region: 70-1647 (525 amino acids)
Biological process (GO): cilium assembly; cilium movement involved in cell motility
Cellular component (GO): nucleus; microtubule cytoskeleton
Source: RefSeq, a predicted model, not a curated record
UAUUUCCUUGGAUGAAUAACAAUACCACCGCGGAGACUUUAUAUUUCGAAAAUUAACAAAAUAUUUUAAAUGCUUUGCUGGAAAAACGAAGAUUUAUACCUUCAAAAACGUUAUCCAGUCUUUGCUUCAAUUGAAAAUCCAAGAACCCUCAAACAAAUCCUACUUAAGUCUAGUAUUCCAAUUCCAUGGAGCACAGCUGGUGGUCCAUCAUGUAUGGAGCCUUCAGUUCCUAGAGGAGGUUCCUCACUUCAGUCAACUCGGCCACAUCCAUGGCGACCGACUCUUGCCUACGAUAUGGUCGAGGUCAAUCCAGUAGCAGAGCAACCGAUAACAAAUCAACUAGUGAAACCGUGUUUCACGCCAGCUGGAAUGUCAACAGAGCCGCUGACAUUUCCCAACUUGGUUACAGGGUUUGAAAGGAAUCCACAGCAUGCUGCAAGGGCAGCUCUUUAUACGCGCUACACUCCUGGAGAAUGGACCAACAACUGCUUGGCUAAAUAUGCGGAAUCAAAUGCAAACAGAAAUCAAUCGGAGAGAUUGCGAAAUGAAGCAAUACGCAUUAUGCGUGAAACUGAUGAAAAGACUGCUCAAGGGCAGCGAGAUGCUGGCAGACGUUUGGGCGAGAGACUAACCGAUGUGACGUUUUGGAAAAAUGAGCUGAACACUGAGUUGGAGAAGGUCGUUUUUGAGACCAAUUCCUUGGCAAACUACAAGAGUAUAAUAACGAAAGCCAUUCAAGACCUUGAGACUCCUCUGCAUAUUGCCCAAGAGUGUCUUUACCAUCGAGAAGGACGUCAGGAAAUUGAAAAAGUGCAUGACCAUGUUGAGAAAAGUCUUUUGAUGGAAGUUUCCAAUUUACGAGCGUGCCAGGAGAAGCUUAGAAACUUGUACGACAUGGUCAUGAACCAACUUCAGGAACUACGUGGGGCCCAAUAUUUGCUUGAGGAUGAUGUUGCGCACAAAGAGUCAACCUUAGGAAUCGAUUCGGUAUGUCAUCAGUUGAACAAUUACAGCAGGGGAAUCAGCUAUUAUGGAGGCGUUGAGAAAUACGAUCCAACUAUAAGUACUCAGGAAUCAUGGUCCCAAUGUAGCAGUCAAAGGGUUAAUAAAUCUCAAACUGAACGCGCAAAGUCAACUCAACUUCGCAGUGACAUAGAAACCAUAAUCAAUCAAACUGCCAAUAACGUUUGGGACUGUUGGGGCAAUUCAAAUAACGCCUUAGAUCGUCGAUCACAAGAGAUGUCUGAGGCCAAGAGCAAAGUACAGCUUCAUUUGUUUAAAGUUCAACAGGAGUUAUUUGAUUUGGAAAAACACAUUGCACUUUUACAAAAAGCUAUCCAGGAUAAGUCGCAUCCAUUGAAAGUGGCUCAAACACGUCUCGAAGCUCGUACCCAUCGUGAGGGAGUUGAACUUUGCAAAGAUUUUGCUCAAAUGCGUUUGGUUCAAGAAGUCCAUGAUCUACAGGAUAUUGUUUCGAAUUUGCAUAGAAAACUGCAAGAAGCUGAAUCUCAGCAUCAGCAGCUUUUGAAAACUCGUGUUAGUUUGGAAGCUGAUCUGAGGAGAAAAGUCAAUGCACUUUUCAUUGAUCGGGAGAAAUGCAUGGGCAUGAGGCGAUCAUUUCCGGUGGACAAUUUAAUUAAGUAUUAGAAACUGAUGAAAGUUUUGGUUUUGUUCACGUUUUUGUAGAAGUUAUUAAUUGUUUUAUGUAAAACAUUAAUUCAAAUUAAAUAAAAUACAAGUAAUUAACUCA